CCCUUUUCCCUCCCGUCCCGAGAUACUCUCUAUUUGUCUCCAUUCCUUCCGCCGACGCGCGUUUCGCCGGCGGCAAAGGACCACCGCGAUAACGUUUUGAACGACUCCCCAACUAUCUUCUCCAAUCUCUAUCCAUCCCUCUUUCGUUUUCCCAACUUAGGGUUUGCUAAUCGAUUUGCACUCGAUCUUCUCUUUGUAAGUAGACGCCAUGGAUUAUGAUGAUGAUAGCAGCGGUACGGAUGAUGACCUCCCUCCUCCACCUCCACCUCCACCUCGGAGAAAUAGAUUUACUCAAGGAGGAGUUCGAGUUGCCGCAGGCAAUUCAAUAUCUGAAAUCCAAGAAAGUGGUAGAUUUCCACGUACUCAUGCUGACAUGGAAAACAAGAUCCACGCUAUAGAACUAGAGGCGUAUAUUUCAAUUCUACGUGCUUUUAAAGCUCAAUCUGACGCUAUUACCUGGGAGAAAGAAAGCUUAAUCACGGAACUUAGGAAAGAAUUAAGAGUAUCAGAUGAGGAGCAUAGACGUCUCUUAUCCAAGGUUAAUGCGGAUGAUGUCAUUGGGAGGAUAAGGGAUUGGAGGAAAACUGGUGGAGGAGUUCGCAACAGCCUACUAACCCAGCCUGGACAUAACCAAGCACCUAGUCCAACUGUUUCUGGUUCACACAAGAAACAAAAGACAUCACAAACAGGAGUUUGUUUGCCACAGGAUGCUCCAACACCAACGUUCCGUCAAUCCAUACCACCAUCUGGUGGCAGGGGAAAGAAAUCGAAUUCAAUACCGGUGGAAGACAAUGCGUGGGAUGUUGAGAGUCGUGGAAUUUCUCGCAAAUCUGGUGGCACUGUGCCAGGCCAUGCAUCUAAGAAAUCAUCGUCUCGUGAUUACAGAAUUCCGGGUAAAAGGGAUGCCGGGACAACAAAAAUCAUACAAAGGAAACAGUUCCCUUCUUCGCGAAACCUUGAGAAGAAAGCAUUAACUGACAUUGAGUUGCUUCAUACAGAUACUCUUAUUAAGCAGGUGGAGAAGGUCUUCAGUGGAACCCAACCUAAUCCAGUAGACAUUGAGAAAGCAAGAAAAGCCAUUAAAGAUCAUGAAGAAGCCUUGAUCAAUGCUAUUGCGCUAAUUGGAGAUUUAUCUGAAGGUGAAUAUGGUCCAAGAGACAAGGUAACCGUGCAAGAUCGAGAGAAAGGAAACAUAGGUGCAGGCAAUGGUCAUGACGACCUUCAAUUGUCUAGUUAGGUUUUGAUGAUCUUUUUUUAAGAAAAAAAGACACUGUUUGUUAGCUUAUUGGAUUCUAACUUAGUCUGGAAACAUGUAAAGAAGAGGCAAAGGUAAAAUAUGCAAUGAUAAAGUCUUAGUACUCUUUCAAAA
Messenger RNA from Impatiens glandulifera, 1369 nucleotides. RefSeq names its product protein EMSY-LIKE 3-like. Gene Ontology annotation, biological process: defense response to fungus. The record is from RefSeq and is a predicted model, not a curated record. The coding region runs from base 209 to 1237 and encodes 342 amino acids. Gene Ontology annotation, cellular component: nucleus. Lineage: Eukaryota; Viridiplantae; Streptophyta; Magnoliopsida; Ericales; Balsaminaceae. The transcript has 9 exons.